Cuscuta campestris is the source of this 699-nucleotide messenger RNA. NCBI's taxonomy places the organism in Eukaryota, Viridiplantae, Streptophyta, Magnoliopsida, Solanales, Convolvulaceae. The record is from the annotation of a GenBank genome assembly.
GCUCCAUCUCCACCAGGACCAAGUUGACAAGCUGCUUCGACUCUAAGCUCUGUUUUAUUAGGGUAUAAAAAACACAAAUCAUGAACACAGAAGUUGAUCCUGAACAUCAAACUACGGAGGCAUUAGAUCAAGAGGCUUUGGUUGAUACCUCACUAGAUGAUAUGCAAUGGGGGCAAAAGAGGAGGAGUACAAUAUUGAAAGAGUUUAUCAUACUCUUAUCAAGUCAGUGUGUUGAUGGGAAAAGAAGAGCACAAUGCUCACAUUGCAAAAAAGCUUCUUUCUUGGCUGAUUCUUACUAUGGCACUUCAAAUAUGAAGAGGCAUCUAGAUAAAUGUCAAGCUUAUCAGCAAAGUUUGACAAACAAUGAAGAUGAAAAGGAAGCACUUUCGAAAGUGAGUAAGAUUCAGUCUAAUCUCGGGAAGCUUCUCGCUUAAUAUGAUUCAAAUGUUGGCACAACCUCUAGUCCUCGUCCAACAUCGCAAAGCCACACAUCGUUGAGCACAUCAAGAAAACGAAAGGGCAGAUAUGAUUUUCUUGCAGAUUAUGACAAUGAACAAGCUUUGUCAGAAAGCAAUACAAAGACAAAGUUGGAGACUUACUUGAAUGAUCCUAAAGAGUCACACAUCACAGAUUUUGAUAUAUUGGACUUCUGGAAGACGAAUGAGUCUCGAUAUGGACAACUAUCUUACUUAGCAAGGG